Molecule: messenger RNA, 1606 nt
Organism: Andrographis paniculata
Lineage: Eukaryota; Viridiplantae; Streptophyta; Magnoliopsida; Lamiales; Acanthaceae
Product: protein IQ-DOMAIN 21-like
Exons: 5
Coding region: 261-1415 (384 amino acids)
Molecular function (GO): protein binding
Source: RefSeq, a predicted model, not a curated record
GAGGAACAAUCAGCUCACAGCUGCGGCAAAAGCUUCUCUCUCGUGAAUUGUGAGUCUCAUUAAAUACCAACGGCAACUUCGCCGCCCACUCCUGCACUCACUCUCUCCUCCAUUACUCAAUUUUUUCUCAAUUCCAUUGUCGUUAAGCUGAUCGGUCGCAUGCUAGCUUGCUAGCUGUUCGCUUGUAAUGUGCGAUUUCAUCCACUUGCAACUUUGAUCGGCGCAGUUAAUUAGUUAGCUCCAGGCUUUUGUUACCUGAGAUGGGGAAGAAAGGCGGUAGCGGUUGGUUUUCCUCCGUAAAGAAGGUCUUCAAGCAAUCUCCAAACAAGGACGUGCAGCCUGAAAAAAAGAAGGAAAGCGUCGAAAAAUGGCAGUACGAAGCACCCGAAGUGGUUUCACUCGAGCAUUUCCCAGCAGAAAGCUCCCCGGAUGUAACCAACAGGGAGAGCAUUCAGUCGUCCCCGGAUUCAUCAGAGGAUCCUAAUCAUGCUAUAGCAGUGGCCAUGGCCACUGCUGCAGCUGCCGAGGCAGCCGUUGCAGCAGCUCAGGCUGCUGCAAGAGUGGUUCGACUGGCCGGUUACAGUCGCCACAGCAAGGAAGAAAAGGCUGCCACUAUCAUACAGUCAUAUUACAGAGGAUAUCUGGCUCGGAGAGCAUUGCGCGCGCUGAAGGGCUUGGUCAGGCUUCAGGCUCUAGUAAGAGGUCACAAUGUCCGAAAGCAAGCCCAGAUGACGAUGCGGUGCAUGCAAGCGCUGGUGCGCGUGCAGGGCCGUGUGCGCGCUCGGAGGCUCCAAAUCGCACGGGAGAAGCUCCGGGGCAAGCCCGACGACGUCGACGAGCAUGAGGAAAGAAAAAUGAUCACAAGGGAUAAAGCUCUUCUGGCCUACAAUCCUUUACCUCAUCAGCAACGGAUGCAACAAGUGUUGCAUUCCCGUUUAGACGGCGUCGGCGACGUAAAUAGUUUUGGACUAUACGGUGGCGACGAUGUCGACAAGCCGCAGUGGGGAUGGAACUGGCUCGAGAGAUGGAUGGAGUCCCAAACCUACCACCCUCCCCGGCGACACACCUUAGCCCAUGAGAAACCUGUGGAUGUGAGCUUGGUUAUGCCAUUGGGCUCGGAGAAUGUCAAAAUGGGCCGACUGGGCGAACCAACCCAAUAUAUGCGGAGACGAUUGGAUUUGGACUAUAUCCCGAGCUACAUGGCUCCGACCCAAUCGGCGAAAGCGAAAGUUCGAACUCAAGACCCAGUUAAGCAACGAAGCCCAACACAGGCCCAAUGGAAUUCUUCUACGAAGAGUGGGCUGGGACAUGAGUCGUCGAGCUCGAGCAGCGGAACCGCGACUCUUCCGGCCCAAGUAAGCCCAAAUUCGAAAGAAAAUAAUCGUGGGCCCAAUAAGUGGAUGUGUAGCCCAUGAUCAGGACUGAGGAUAGGAGGCACGGUGGCUUAAUUGUGUUCCUGGAUUUAAUAAAUUAAGAACUUUUUAAUAACCUUCAAUUUCAAGAACGCCUGUAUAAUAAACAUGCUUUCUUUUAUUUUUUUUAAUGAAAAUAUGUUAAUGAAAAAUUACCUCUGGAAAUUGUUGGUUUUGUUUCUUGAAUUGAAAUU